CGCGCGUUGGCCUGGAGAAUUGAAGCGCGGAUCGGUCAAGCAUUUACUUACCUACGAAUACUCCAGGCUCAGGUACCUAGUUAGUUACUCAAAGUCCUCAACGCUACGCAAUAUCACCAUCUUCACUUACACCGACUCGUUCGUUCUCUUUGCGAUAAUAUACAAAUGCUUGCACUUUUUUGAGUCGCAGCAAAAUCCACUGUUCCAAUCUUAAUCUCCUUAAUAUUCGCAUGCGUUUUUAGUGGUUUCUCGGCCAAUUCCCUGCUGUCUAGAUCGCCAACGCUGCCUGGCAGCCAUGGCAUCUUCAGCCAAGGCCACCACCCUCGACGAACUUUCUCCCCGACCGCCAACUCCUCCUCGAGAAUCUUUUCCAGAUAAACUAGCUCCUAUGAAGGCUUCAGUCGGUCGUCCCAUCGACCCAAGACUGAGUCUUCAGACACCACCAGGCGCUAAUACACCAUCGUCGAACGGGGCAACCAACACCAAUUCAGGCUCAAGGCGGACAAGGAAGAAGGUCGAAUGGUCAAGCCAUACCGAAUAUCGAGAAGCGUCCAAGUUCUUCAGAUCGUCACCGAUUACGACCCCUUCUGCUUCAUCAAGGCCCGUGAAGGGUAUCCUGAAGCCGUCACCGUCUCCCAACCCUCUUGCUUCACCUCUCAAUGGCCAUCCCAACGGCCUAUCAAGCCAGAUUAGUAUCGCCGAAAUGUUGGACUCGACAAUAAAACAACUCGCCGGUUCCGACCGGGACUCGCGACUCGAUGCAUACAUGAUGCUCUCUCGUGCUCUCAAGGCUUCCAACAACCUACCAGACCGGGUUGCCCUACAAGACAAGAUGAGCUUAUUCAUGUCCUUUAUCGAACGAGAUGUCAAAUCCAAAAGAGAUGAAGGGUCUCCUGACUCUUCUCUCAUAUUCCAAGCCCUCAGUCUUCUAACAACCUUUUUGCAUUUUCCAGCCAUUGCUUCUUCUCUCACAUCAGACUUCGGCGUCUUCAUAAUCGACCAUUGCAUUCGAUGCUUCUCGGACCCAGGGAUCUCGAAGGACUUGGCACGCCACCUUAUGCAAGUCGUUGCUUUCCAGUCCUUCUCACCAAAAGUCAUGUCUUCCGAUCGAGUCGGUCGGUUAGUCACAUCGUUGCACAACAUCGAGGAUCAUUUGACUGGCAAGAGUAUCAUCAUGGGCCGUAUCCAGAUUUACAAGCGUCUUGUGAAGCAAUCUCGAAACCAUAUGGCUGUCCACACGGCCUGGCUAGAGGAUUUGUUUAACGAUAUGCUUACUCCGAUUCGAGACAUUCGAGCACAAGCAAUUCUUUUGGGCACGGAAGCUGGCUUUUCGCUGCGAAAUGAGAAGCCUGUGAUGCGCAAGGUGACCGAGAUUCUGCAGUCGACGGCGGACAAACAAAUCUAUAUUCAGUAUUACAUCCAGCGACUCGACACUAUGCUCAAAGAGAAACAACUCUUGUCAACUGUUCCACAGAUCUGGGGUGCUGUGACCCUUUUCCUGCAAUGCCCUCUCAGUCGAUGGCAACACUUUGCUCCAUGGUUCAAGAUUGCGCAGGACUCGUUCAACUGUACCGAUUUGCAGACUAAACUGGAAGCCAACUACGGCUGGAAUCGCUAUGUCUAUCUUUCAAUCACCAGCAACAAAUUGCCCCCAAAGUCUCUGGGUGUAAUGGCACAACCCCUAGCAAGCCAACUCCGGCGCAAAUUCAGUUCGAAGCAGUCAGAGGAAGCCAUGAAGCUUCGCAGAACAGUGAUGGGUGGUAUUUGCAACCUGUGUUACUAUGCCUUCCGGCCUAGUCAAGAUGUUACAUGGAUCGACGCUGCCUGGGAUACUAUCCUUGCACCUAUCACGCAACAACUAGUUCAGCUCGAUGCGCAAGCCGAGUUUUCUGCUGACUCCGUAACGCAAGCGACCCGAAUUGUGACCGGACUCCUCGACGUUUCGACCCCGAGAAGCUGGAAAGACGAAAGGAUCAAGGAUGUUGCCCCUAUAAGCCCUGAGGAGCUGCCUUCAAUCGACUCAAAAUGGGCUCGCCGGAAUUCGGAGAAGAUCUUUGGCCUUGUUGGACCAAUUCUGGAGAAGAAAUUCCACGACUUGGCUAAUACCGAAAGUUUAGCCUAUAGACUCUGGCAAGCCUUCGUUGGUUCUAUUGCUGUCGCCUCGGCAAAGGAUAUCAAGGUGACUGACGAGACAGCGAGAUUCAUCGCCCAAGCUUUCGAUUUGUUGUCCAAGGUGUGGUCAACCGGGCUGCCUGAAGGGUCUGAGUCUGCAGGCACAAAGUAUCUGUCGAGUGUCAGGCAUUAUGUCGAUGUCCUUGUUCGCAACCUUGGCCUGCUCCCCUUCACGGAGAAGAAGCUAUCCAUGUCUCUUGCUAAUACCUUUGAGCCUGCUUCAACUCCUAGCCGGAUUGAUCGCACUGACAAGUCAAACGGCACUGUUCAGACGCCGCUUUAUCACCUAUUUUCCAUACUUUGUUCCAAGCCACCAGGAUUGGCUGACGAUGAAGAUCUUGCCGAGUGCUUCUUAGCUGUUUUUGAUCCAUUCUUCCAAGGCAAAUCUUCAAAAGCUCGCGUAGAGCUGUCUAGAGAGAUGCUCCGACUCUUGCCGCGAGACGCUCUUUCACCAUACGGUCCAUGGGUUCUCGCUGCUCAGAACAUUCGUACUUUGCUAGAUCAAAACCCAUCGCCAUCCGGCUCGCUACCACCUAGCAGCGAGAGAUUACUUGGACCUGAAUACCGGGAGAUAGUAUCGCUUCUCGAACGAGGACUUGUUUCGCACCCUACGCUCCCUCAAGAACAAUGGUUCUCUCUUUUCAACUUGUUAUCUGACCACAUCGCUCAAGAGUCUGGAGAUUCAGGUCGCGCCCUUGGUCUUGUAGAGCCUCUUUCCAAGAUUGUUACAGACAACUUCUUCGAGGAUUCUGAAAGAUCAAACCAGAUGGCGCUGGCGGUAGCGAUUGCGCUAUUCAAAAUUGCCAAACUACCCCGAGAUCGUCAGGCUGUUGAGGCUGCUCGGCGACGACUCUGGGGUGCCCCUCCCACGGCUUCACGAUCCUCCUCAUUUGACCCGUUCCAGUAUCUUUACCAACUUCAAGGUCAGAGUAUGAAAUACUUCUACGAAAACGAGGCCGAAUGCAAUGAUCAAAAGAUGGCGGCCUAUUUUGAGGCUGUCAACGCUUUCAUUGUCGCAUCCUUUUCGCAAAAUGGCAUCAAAACUCUCCCCAAGUUGCAAACAGGACUCAGUCCAUGGAUCCAGGAUGAAAAAGCGCAUAAGUUAUUGCGCAGUGAUUCUCCUGUCUCUGGAUCUGUGCGGACUCUGUGGGAUAACAUUUGUGGCCAGCUAUUGACACUCGGUCGAUUGGAGGACAAGGUCCUCGACACAGUCGAGCCUCUUGUCGCUGCGGGUUUUAGAAGUAAACAUCGUCACGUCGUAAACAAGAUGGCAGAGACAUGGAACGCUCUAGUAAAGGACGAAGAGAGCCUGGACUGCUCUGAGAGCCUCAAGUCGAUUAUAGCUUCCUUACGGCCAAGAGUUGAUGUCUCAUUCCCUGGCAUGGAACAUUCCAGUGGCGAGUUCGGAGCCCAAGCGCAAACCUUUGUCGAUACACAGGAAGAUUUGAGCUUCGUCGCUCUAUCAUCUGCCAAGUCAUCGGGGCAAGGUGUUGAGCAAGCAGCCUCACCUGUACCAUCCAUAUCGAAGAUGAGUCUUAGGGGUGCGACGACUAGAAAGCGCCGCAGAGAUGCCACCCCUGAAUCUGCAAAGACAAAACCGGCUAAGCGAACAGCUACACCCCGUCUUCGCCAUGACAACUCUCAGAUCCAAUUUGCCCCAAUUGUCUCAUCACCAUUGCUUGAGGAGUCCCAACAUCUUACUGAAAGGCAGAGGGAAGUCCGUGAGCGACAAGAAGAAAAUGCCGCCCUGUAUCCCGGUAUCCGAUCGAGCCCACGGACUCGAGCAAAGGCUGCGAUCGAGGAGAGCUCCAAGGAUGCUGAGAUACAUAAACCCAGCAGACUCGAAACUACCCCUGAACGCGCAGCUUCCUACGAUGAGUUCAUCAAUCUGACACCCACUCCUCGACGUGGCCAAGCUCUUCAUCUCGAGGGCUUGAACGACCCACCUUCAUCACCACCGGACCCGAGACGCAACCCUCUGUUAUCUGAAAUACAAACCCGAUCAAAGGCUAGAGACUCGAUCGUCAACUGGCAGUUUUCUUCGCCACCUGGUUCACCUUCCAUCAGUCAACAGACUAAUGAAGACCAAGCUGAGGUGGAGACUCCUUCUGCUAAGAACAAGACCUCUGGUAAGAACACACGGUCUAAGCGACGCAGGAGGAGGGCAGAAUCAUCAAAGAAGGAGGAGGUCAUUCCCUCAAGUCUUGGUAGUCAGGAGGUGGUGGCCGAAGACGCGGAGGUACUACCAGAUGCGCCACCCAGCCAAGAUGUGGAAGAGAUCAAAGAGGAACAUAUCGAACCGCCUGCCCUCAGCCAGCUGGAAAGCCCUCAACGAACAGCCCCGCCUCCAGCACAGGUUCUGGAAACACCAAAGUCUGCAGACGACGAAUUUGUGGAUGCCAGGAGCAGCCCUGCAAAGGCCGUUGAUGACCAGGCUGUUGAAAGCGGGUCUAAGGUGGCUAACAGCCAGAAUCAAGACUCAUCUUUCGCGCUCAGUGAAGGCGAUGAAAGCAGCCUCGUGAGAUUUGUGGUGGAACUCGAAUCUAGAAGAUGCCAUCUUCCAUUUGACAAGUACAACUCAGUUUCUGUUUCCCCUGAGAAGAAAAAGAACGACGCAUCUCCCGAAAAAUGCAUAGAGGUCCAAGGAGACAAUUCUGCCGACGAAGAACAGAAUGACACUAAGGAGCCUUCGCCAUCUAGUGUUGUUCCCUCUACGCCUGUUGAAUCAAGCCAAGAGAAGAAUGAAAGCCAAAACACAAACCAAACUAGUAGCAAGAGGAAGAGAAAGCGAAGCGCCGUGUAUGCAGAGACACGUCGCAAAAAGAGACGGUCGGCCGACCCAUCAGGACAAGAGCAGGUCGAAGAUAGCCAGUCAACGUCUCAAGAAACGGCCUCGCCUAUUCCAACCGUGCGACGGUCAUCUAGACGAAAUGCUGGACAAAAGGGCAAGGAGCUACGAAACCGAGAGGUCCAGGCGUCGCCUACCAAAAGGUCUACACGCUCAUCUUCCCAAGCGCCCCAGACAACGUCAAAGCCGACCGAUGCACGUGAUGACGGUGACACCGAUGAGGAACUCAUGUCACAACUGGUGACAGAGUCCUUUGCAGCCUCGCUAAGCCAAGAGCCUGAGUUUCGGGUGCCUGAUGAAGUCAUUGAGGACUCUAUGGAAGUUCUACCAAAUGUUAGCGAAUCAGGUGAAGAGGUCCAGGAGGAUCAGCCACAAGCAGAAGAGGAGGGUCAAGAAGUUGCCGAGCCAAAAGAAGAUGAGGAUGAAGAAGAAACACCAGUACCACACAAGACAAGGUCAAUCAUGGACACUCUUCGUGGUGGAUUACAGCAAUUGCAGGCGGCAGCACUUAGCCGCGACGAGGUUUACCAGCUAGAAGACAUGCUUAUGGAUAUGAAGAGGGAGCUCUUCGAAGCAGAACGACGAGGAAGGCAUUGAUUAGGAAAUGAAUUUAAGACGGGAAGCAUUGUCAUCGGCGCGUUGGGGUUUUUAUUCUUGGGAACUGCUUAUAAUACAAUACCUCCAUCCAUGUACAGAGUUGCCUGAUUAGCCUGUCGCUUAUCUCAUUAAAAGCAUUGCAUGGAUAUCUGUACAUUUACAUAUUCUGUAGAAAGGAAACAAUCAAAGAAAUGAUGAG
This is a messenger RNA of Fusarium verticillioides 7600, 5816 nucleotides long. RefSeq lists its product as hypothetical. Bases 296 to 5617 code for a protein of 1773 amino acids. NCBI's taxonomy places the organism in Eukaryota, Fungi, Ascomycota, Sordariomycetes, Hypocreales, Nectriaceae. Gene Ontology annotation, biological process: telomere maintenance. The record is from RefSeq and is a predicted model, not a curated record. The transcript is spliced from 2 exons. Gene Ontology annotation, cellular component: nucleus.